Messenger RNA from Adineta steineri, 426 nucleotides. The record is from the annotation of a GenBank genome assembly. Lineage: Eukaryota; Metazoa; Rotifera; Eurotatoria; Adinetida; Adinetidae.
AUGAGUAAAACUAUUCUUACACAACAUAUUCAUCCAGCUGUAUUGAAACACGAAUAUAAUCCACAUAAUGUAUGGGAUUUUGAUAAACAAUGGCAAACAAAAUUCUGUUCAUGUCAACCAACGGGUCGAUGCAUUUUUGCAUGUUUUUGUUCAUGUUGUAUGGGGAACAAAUUAGCGAAAUAUAUGGGUGAAAAAGGUAUUAUUGGUUGUUUUCCAUGCUCAUUACCUUAUCUCCGAACAAAGCUACGAACAGCACGACGCAUUGAGGGUUCUUGUUGUGAAGAUUAUUGGGCAUCAAAUUGUUGUAUGGCAUGUACAGCAACGCAACUAGCAAAUGAACUUGAAACACAAGGCUUAUGGGAUGUUUCCAAGACGAACAAGAGUAAACAUGUUCGAAUUGAUCAUUCAAAUCAAUAUAACGAUUAA